AUGAAGAAAGGCGAGUUUUGCAAUGCUAUUAAAGUCAGCCAGAAAAGCAUGAACUUUUUCCUGUCUAAGAAUGGAACUAUGGAUGGGGCCGGAAGUUGGGCUUACCAAAAUGCUUGGAGCUGCACCAGCUCCAUCUUCUACGCGGCUUACGUCUUCUUCGAGAAGAAGCGGAUUGCCGAGGGCAAGCCGAAGAGCCAGCAUCAACUCGCUAUGGAGGAACUCUGGGCUGGGAGAGGAGGCUUUGAUCGCGAACAUGACGGACGCACCGGCUACUUGGUUACGGCUGGCAAGUCACUUUACAUGGACCAAUAUGGACUAAUGCAUACUUAUUAA
Molecule: messenger RNA, 333 nt
Organism: Daldinia caldariorum
Lineage: Eukaryota; Fungi; Ascomycota; Sordariomycetes; Xylariales; Hypoxylaceae
Exons: 2
Coding region: 1-333 (110 amino acids)
Source: RefSeq, a predicted model, not a curated record